Molecule: messenger RNA, 716 nt
Organism: Python bivittatus (Burmese python)
Lineage: Eukaryota; Metazoa; Chordata; Lepidosauria; Squamata; Pythonidae
Source: RefSeq, a predicted model, not a curated record
AUGGCCACCAUUUUGACUUUUUUGACACAUCCCGGACAUACUUCUGCUGGUGAGCUUCCCAAACACCGCCAACUGGUCUUCCUUCUCCCCACAGGAUUCACCAGCCACCGGGCUGUGGCGCAAACGGCCGGCAACGUCUUGCUGCGCUUGGCGGACUCCUUGAUUCUGCCGCUCAACGUGAGCGACUACGGGGAGAUGUUGCAAGCCAUGUACGACACAGCCGAGCAGGCGUUCCAGGCUGACCUCCUCAGCAACAACAUCUCGCUUGCCCCGCUCCGCAGUGCAAUCCUUCGCUUCCAGUCUGCAGCAGCCGGUCUCAGCCAGCGCGUCUCACACUUGCAGAAUGAAGACUCACCCAGCCCUCUCGCUCUGCGGAUGGUGAACGACCAGCUGAUGCUGCUAGAAAGGACGUUUUUGAACCCGCGAGCCUUUCCAGACAAAUAUUAUUACAGCCACGUCAUCUUGGCCUCCCGGUCCUCUCCCGUUGCUACUUUCCCGGGCCUUGCCGAUGCGGUCGCUGCUGCCAAGGACCAGAGCAGCUGGGACAACGUCCGUAAACACCUAACGGUGGUUAUCCAAGUGGUGGAAAACGCGGCCUCCUUUCUUGAACCCGUGGCCGAGUGACCGGCAUUCUCGCUGGCCCUCUUGGCAAGUGUCACUGCGAAAGGCAGCUUCACGUGUUCUGAAGAAAUAAACGCUUUGCGUUUUAUAAACAC